AUGAUCGAAGAACACGCAACACUUUCAGUUAAAAUCGACAAAAUAGAGAAAGAUAUUCACAAUGUAGAUGCUCGGAUCAAGGCUCAAAAAAACUUGCUGUAUAAUCUGGAGCAAGAUUUUGACUUUCUAAAUAGAGCCUCGGGUCAAGGAUCAGUAGACCUCGACCUUGAAGCUAAUAUUAGAACCCAGCGUGAGUUUCUUGAUGAACUCCAAGAGAUUCUCCAAAAAAUUCUUGAUGGGUAUCGGAUUAGGCUUAAAAAAGAUUCAGAGCAAGAAUUGGAGCUUAAACAUUACUUUGAGCAUCACCAUAAGUUUGAGGUGACAGAUUCUGACGAUAAUAUAAACCUGGAAUCGUAUCACUCGUACAAGAGCUGUUUUGACUUUUUCUACAGUUACUUUUCAAGUGUAUUUUCACGGUUUGAGCAGGAUGCUCAGCAGCAAGCUUUACAACCAUAG
Molecule: messenger RNA, 456 nt
Organism: Batrachochytrium dendrobatidis JAM81
Lineage: Eukaryota; Fungi; Chytridiomycota; Chytridiomycetes; Rhizophydiales
Exons: 1
Coding region: 1-456 (151 amino acids)
Source: RefSeq, a predicted model, not a curated record